Oncorhynchus mykiss (rainbow trout) is the source of this 5971-nucleotide messenger RNA. The record is from RefSeq and is a predicted model, not a curated record. NCBI's taxonomy places the organism in Eukaryota, Metazoa, Chordata, Actinopteri, Salmoniformes, Salmonidae.
UGUGGCCCGUUGCCAUGAGAAAAGGGCAGCCAGUGGAGCACAAACAACAUUGUAAAUACAACCUGUACUUGUGUUCAUUCAUCUUCCCCUACUAUUUGUACUAACUAUCUGCACGUUGCUAAAACAGUGUACACAGCUGAUAAUAUAACACUUGAAAUGCCUUUUUCAAACCUUUGUGACUGCAAUGUUUACUGUUCAUUUCUAAUAGUGUUUUGUUAAUGUUGUUUUGUCUUCUCGCUUUUGUUUGUUGUUUAAAUCACUUGCUUUGGCAAUGUGAACACACGUAUUCCAUGCAAAUAACAUUUAAACUGAAUUAAUGAGAGAGAGAGAGAGAGAGAGAGAGACAACUGAAUACAAUUAACUAUUAGGGAGAUGUCCAUUGCUUACAAGACAGACAAAUGAAAUAUAUUUUUGUCGAAUAAAAGUGGAUAGCCAAUUAUGACUUCUUCUGUCUGCUACGUCACAAAGAGAACCAUAUGACCAUGUUUAUGACCAAGUGAUUCGCAUCGUAUCCAUAUUGUUCACUUUUGUGUGAAAUGACAUUUUCACGACGGUCCCUUGGGAGAUAGCACGCCACGUACGUCGUUGUAGGCGUCCUUUUACUUUCAGGAAAGUCGUUGGCGAGAAAACAAGAAGGCGGUUGGUAGUCUAGCGAUCUGUGUGUUACAAGGAAGAUUCGUGGCUAAAUCAACGGCUGCUUGUCUUGUGACCUGUGCUGAAGUUGAGCGACAGAGAUGGAGGAGACCGGGGGAGUUGGUGGCGCUAGUGCGUACGGAGCUUCGCUCGCAGGCGGUGGCUUCGACUUUCACAAGUUUGCUAAACAACCGCACACUAUCGUGCGCUUCUUGAGUUGGAUUUUUUCCAUUGUGGUCUUCUCCUGCAUCACGGCGGAGGGAUUUGUCAACAAAUCGCACAGCCCCGACGCGCAUUGCGUCUUCAACCAGAAUGACUCGGCAUGUCACUACGCUGUGGGCAUCGGUGUCAUAGCCUUCCUGGCCUGUUUUUUCUUCCUCCUAUUGGACGCCUACAUGCCGCUGAUGAGCAACGCGAAGGAGAGGAAGUACGCUGUCAUGGCCGACCUGGGAUUCUCAGUUGUGUGGACGUUCCUGUGGUUCGUGUGUUUCUGCCUCCUGACUAGCCAAUGGAGUCGCACGCUUGAUGUCAAAGGAAUCCCCCAGGACGCCGCCCGCUCCGCCAUUGCCUUCUCUUUCUUCUCUAUCGCCACCUGGGGAAUCCUAACCUACUUCGCUUUGGGGAGAUAUCGCCGUGGUGUUGCCGAUGUCACCCAGAGCAUCUAUGCCGAGUCUCCACCGGAGCAGCACACCCCUUACCCUCCGACCUACGCCCCCUCGGCCUACACCCCCACCACCUACUCCCCGUACCCUUCCAGCGCGCCAGACGACUUCCAACAACCCCCCUUCACCCCCAGCACCAUCACCACCACCACCCAACCCCAGGGGGAAUACCAACCCCCCAACUACUGAGGGGCGCCGCGUGAAGUUUCCCCUUAGGUACAGGUCUAGGAUCAGCUUCACUUCCCCCAUUCCUAACCUUAACCAUUAGUGGGGGAAAUGCAAAACUGACCCAAGAUCAGUGUCUAGGCCAAGGGGCAAUUUCACCAUACUAUUACUGGGAUAGAAUUAUGGAGAAAGGAAGUGGAAGCUCCUUAUCACCAGACCUGGGUUCAAAUAGUAUUUGAAAUAUUUAUUUUGCUUUUGUCUGUCUGGAGUGCAAGGUGGGUGGGGUCUGUCUGGAGUGCAAGGUGGGUGGGGUCUGUCAACCUUUCUAUUGGUUUAAUUUGCAACAGGGAAAGUGGAUGAAAGCACAGACCGGUAAAGUAUUUGAAAUGGUUUUAAAUAGUGUUUGAACACAGGUCUGCCUACUACUAAUUCAGUGGAUGAUGUGGUUAAAAGGAGACUUCUACCCUGAGACGGGCAAAAGUCAGGUCCUGGUCACGUGACACUGGAGCUCACAUGAUUUGGGAUAUGCAAAAAACAGCCAAUGAGAGCUCUCGUGGGAGGGGCAAGUGCUUGCUUUAGCUAAUCAGUGUGCUUGUCUCCCUCCCUCUCUGUUCAGAACUGUAGUCCCCUGCUUCUGUGCUCCAGAAGGAAGGAGAAUGUGUGUCUGUCAGAGGAGGCUGGUGGGAGGAAGAUAUAGGAGGACCUGCUCAUUGUAAUGGCUGGGAUGGAAUAAAUGGAACGGUAUCAAAUAUGGAAACCACGUUUGACUCAGUUCCAUUUAUUUCAUUCCAGCCAUUAGUGAGCCGAUCCUCCUAUAUCUUCCUCCCACCAGCCUCCUCUGGUGUCUGUACAUACUAGAUAUUCAUAGUUGAAACGCCAAUUCUUUGAAUGGCUGUAGUGUCUUUUUUUAAAAACAUUUUAUCUUUUUGUUUUCAAUUUAGCACAAUUAUCUUGACGACAUGCAAGCACAAUGUUUUAUUCAAUGUCAAAGAAGUAUGUUUAUUUCAUUGACCAGUGUAUCGUGAGACUACUGAAUUCUACAGGAUAAGCCAAAUGCCCAAGAAAGCCUUACUAUUAAUGUCCUAUGUAAACUGCUGGGUUUUUGUCCCACUUCAGGAGCCGUAGGCAGACUUUGGCUGUGUCCCAAAUGGCACCCAAUUCCCUUUAUAGUGCACUACUUUUGACCAGGACCCAUAAGGCUCUGGUUAAAAGUAGUGCACUAUAUAUAGGGGAUAGGGUGUCAUUUAGGAUUCAGGCUACAAGUCCUUUCUCAUAACUCUUAAACCCUGUCGAUCUGAUAACAGUCAAGGUAAAGCCAUAAAAAACACAUUAAACCGCUCAUUAAACCACACGUUAAAUUAAACCGCCCGUAGAAAACACCAGGCUUGUUUGCUCAACUGAUCUGUGUAAUAUGCAUGUUCCUAUCUAGUCAUUUAUGUACUGAUUCAGUUUUCAGUCAUAUUUUUAUGUCUACUGUCCACAAAAACUAUAGCAAUUGGAUAGGUUGAAACCAGGUGAUAAAUUAGAGUCCCAAUUGUCCACCCUUCUCCCAAAGCGUGCACUGCACUGGCCUACUUUCCCCCCCUAUGGCUUUGACAAUGGAAUCUCCCUCCAGCCUCACAGCCAAUCCUGACACCAGUGCUGUGCUUUUAGAACCAUGUGCACUGGAAAGGGGGGAGAAUCAGAACAGAAGUCUUCCACUGCCGCUAGAUAAAGCCAUCUAUGGUUUGUAUUACUUAGUGGGUUUCCUAUCAGUCGUUCUGAGUCUCAGACCACUCCCUGCUUUGUACUACUAAAGGGAAAAGUCAUUCAUGAAUAAAUCCUCUUACUGCCAAGACUGACUUCAGGAACCUCAGUGUUGCAGCUGGGUCAUGUUCAUUAGGCACCAAAUGGAAGAAAAACCGGCUACAUAUUAACAAACACACAAUUACCGAACUUCAGAAGCUGUUUUGAAUACAUUUUCUUGGUCCUAGAGUCAUUAAAUGUUCAGAGUACAUUGAGGGGAGUUACUGCUUUCAAAACAAGUAAAACAGUUGGAAGGUUUUCAUCAGGCAAAUGCUUAGUUUGUUUAUCAUUGCAAGAGGUUUUGCUGUGGUGUGCACUAAUGAACACGACCAAGGGCUGCUGUAUAGCUCCGGUCCACCAAGGUCCAAGUGUGCUUUGGCACUUCAUAGAUUACUACUUCAAAUCAUCUGACUGACUUUAAAUGUAAGUCAUACAGGACUAACUUAAGCACUUGAUAACAAUACAAUACUUGUGAUUUCAUCAAUUGCUUCUUUAAAGUGGCAACCUGCAGAUACAUGUUUGGACAUAUUAAUGAUAUGUAUCAAUUGAUUCUUGAAGAAUAGAACUUAUAAAUUCCUCAUGAGGUUAGUUCAAUUGUUGUACCCCAUCAGAACCCAAAACAAGCAUUGUUUACGCCAAUGUUUGUAAACAAAGUAAAUGUAAACAAACACUAUUUAGCCUCAACAUGGUUAACUAUAAUUUUGAUAUCAUGGAUGGUCAGUCCUCGUAUCCAUAACUCUUGAGUUUGAGCCCCGUCCCUCAGCUUUUUACCGAAACGGGUGGGGAGACGGUUUGUUAUUGUUUCAACGGCUGAUUGCGACUUUAAAGGAUAAGACUGAAAACAGCAGAUGUAGAAUCCAUUAAAGGAUAAGACUGAAAACAGCAGACACAGAAUCCAUUAAAGGAUAAGACUGAAAACGUAGAAUCCAUUAAAGGAUAAGACUGAAAACGUAGAAUCCUUUAAAGGAUAAGACUGAAAACGUAGAAUCCUUUAAAGGAUAAGACUGAAAACAGCAGACGUAGAAUCCAUUAAAGGAUAAGACUGAAAACAGCAGACAUAGAAUCCAUUAAAGGAUAAGACUGAAAACGUAGAAUCCAUUAAAGAAUAAGACUGAAAACGUAGAAUCCUUUAAAGGAUAAGACUGAAAACAGCAAACGUAGAAUCCAUUAAAGGAUAAGACUGAAAACGUAGAAUCCAUUAAAGACUGGCUUCUAUGGAAAUGUUAUGCACUUCUCCUUAACAAGAACCCUGGUAUACUUUGUUGACGGUGCCUUAGACUUACUGUAUGUAAUGUUGACACCAUGGUGACCUUGAGUCCACCAUAGACAAGCAUAGAUGUACAUAUUCACAUAUAGAUGUGUGUAGGUAAAUAUAGACACACAAAGAUACGUUGUAUAUAAACACAUCAUUGGAGUCCACUUGGCCAAAGGGAAGACCUCACUGUGUGUGUCAAAUGGCACCCUAUUCCCUAUAUAGUGCACUACACUAUAUGGGCACUAGUCUAAAGAUGUGCACUACAUAUGGAUUAGGGUGCCAUUUGGGACACAGAGUUGCAUUUAUUAAAUAUGAGUGAUGCUACUAUGCAAGGCUAAUGGAAACAUUUAGGGAGGGUGGAAACACUCCCUCUGUAUUUCUAUGUAUACAGGACAGUGGAGGCUGCUGAGGGGAGGACGGCUCAGAAUAAUGGCUGGAAUGGUAUCAGACACGUGGUUGUCUUAUGUUUGAUUCCAUUCCAGACAUUAAUAUGAGCCGUCCUCCCCUCAACAGCCUCCACUGAUAGUGUCACCAACCAUUUCAACUUUUAUGCUAGUGCCUGUGUGAAGUGUCCUUCCUACAGAAGGCUCAAACGCGAUGGUGUAUACACUCUAUUUGCCCAAUCAACCUCCUCAAACUGUCCAUAUAUUUACAUUAUAAAACCGUGGACAAAAUCAUUUAAAGCCAUGAUGGCACGCACUUGAGCAAAAACUGAAGGGCAUAUUCAGGAUUAUCAAACUGUUGCCUUGUGUUCAUAACUGUCGGGUUUGUGUAUGGGAGAUGAGUGAUGUUGCAAUGUGUUGUUUGCAAUCCUGAACAUACCCCCUAAUGUCCAGCGUGGCCUUGUAAGGCGGCGUCUACACAGGCAGCCCAAUUCUGAUCUUUUGACCAGUGAGAUCAGAUCUUUUGCCAAUAAUUGGGAAAAAGAUCAGAAUUGGGCUGCCUGUGUAAAUGCAGCCUUACUGUUCAAAUGUAACCUCCCCAGUGAAGCAACCUUUGUAUCUAUGAUUGAUCGAUAGCCAAGACUUCUGUAAGUAUGUGAUUUGUAGUUUAGUUAUGGGUUGUUAAUUGAUUGCGUUUUGUUUUCUGUAGUUGUAGGGGCGAUGUGUAUGUUUCACUUCUUGUCCAUUGUUUUAUCGUGUUACAUCAUUGGUUCUCUAUGUGGUUUUGAUUUGCCAUUUGAUCACCACCACCACCACUGAUCUAAAUGAAAUAGUGUCGAUUUGAGUUCCUCACUUAUUUUACAUUUAUGAAGUUUAUUUGCAAAUUCUGUGUCUCACUUCACUUUAAUACACCAACAAAAUGAUCGCACCAGAAACCUGUUAGUUCAGUUGUGUUCUAUUGAAUCCAUUGUUGUAUGAGGAAGUGUCUUUCAACAGCUGUGAUGUCACAAGGUUCUAAUUCAACUUCUGUUCUGUCUAAAUGACGUGUGUGUCGGCGUGGGGCAGAAUAAAAUCUGCUCAUAAUCUGA